Messenger RNA from Linum trigynum, 2194 nucleotides. The record is from the annotation of a GenBank genome assembly. Lineage: Eukaryota; Viridiplantae; Streptophyta; Magnoliopsida; Malpighiales; Linaceae.
GCUUCUCUCCUUCUCAUUUGGGAUAUGUCACUUAUCUCUCUAGACAAUCUCUCUCUAUCUUUGCUCUUCCUAUUCCCUUACAAGUUCACUAAUGUUGACCGUCGGAGUGUAGAUAAUCGGGGCCAACCCCGCACUUUCACAGGUUUGGCGCCUCCCUUGUUUCUUGGCUGAAACACAUUCCAUUAACGAUCUAAUGAGCAAGAGUAUCCAGAGCUUGAAAAUAGUUGCUGAUGUGAAGACUCUUACACAAAGGUACUACCAAGGUGACUUAAUUAGAAUAAUAUAACUUUAACAACAUCUAUCCAAUCUGAAAUAGAGAAUUAGAAGCUUCUCUGAAUAUCAUACUGACUUUUCCACUGUUUUAGAAGAUCUCAAAACUUAUCAAACAACUCCUCCUUGCACUUGCUCACCUACCAAUCACAGGAUUGUGAUGCUACUAAUACUGUUAAGAGUCAUCAAGGGUACCAUGGAAUCCCCCAAUGUAUAUACAAAACAUUGUUUGCUAAAUUUAAGGAUUAUCCAAUGACGUUUAGCUCAUUGACCAAUGAUAUUUAGUCUUUCACUUCUAUUUUUAUGAUUCUCAACCCUUUGAACAAUUAUUAGUUAGUGAUAUUUGGUCAUUCGCUUCUAGCAUUGAAAAUGUUUCGUUACAAAAAUCACUGCAUUCUGUUAUACUACUCGUUGAAUCGAUUUGCGAUCAUAGUUAUUUGUUAUAUGAUUCUGUGUUGAAGACUUGGAGGACUUAUUGUUGUGGUGAUUUAGUCAUAUGAUUUUGAGAUGUUUACUAAUUGUAUAACUUUGACUUAAAAAUACAACAACCUUUUUUGAUAAGUGGGACCAUAUUUAUUAAAGGUUCAAAACAGUACACAAGGGCAUGGAUAACAAGCUCUGAUCAAGGUCACAUAAAAUCAAACAGAAAUGGACGAGACAAAAAAAAGCAGGUAAUGACAACAAUAAGAAUCGGUGCUGAAAAAUGAAACUAAAAAUUACACAAAAAAAGACUGCUACUAAGUGAACCAUGUCACUUGUGCAAAUGCUACACAAAAUCAAAUAAACAUAACGUGGCUUGCAAAGGAAAACAAAACUCUAGGCAAUAGCUUUUAAUCGCCUUAAGAUCUAAGCUAUUGAUCCACUCCUGCUCAAUGUGAAGCCCCUCCCCAUUUUCCGUUAUUGUAUUUCAUAGGAUUAAUUGUAUGGUUGGUCACUCAGAUGAUAAAAAACGUUCAUGUUUGGUCACUCAAAAUAUUUAAUUCCAUUCGUGGUCACUAAAAUUAAUUAAAGAGUUCAAUUUUGGUCACUCUCCGUCCAUCUCCGUUAACUUUUGCUUAUGUGGCAGUCAACUCUUACAAUUGAUCGUUAAAUGUGCCACGUGGCAAUUUAAAAAUAAUAUUUUAAAUUUCCAACUCAUUAUUCCAACUAAUAAAAAAUAAAAAUUUUAAAAUACCUAAUUUCUUUUCUUCUAAUUUCCAUGUUCGGAUGAACCUCAACCGUCCCUUCUCCUUCUUCCUUACGCCACCGCCGCCAGCAGCACCACCGUUAUCUCCGCCGCAGCCACCUCCACCACCACUGCCGGCAGCUCUCCCUCUUAGAUCGGAUCCCUUCACAUCAACCCAUGAGAAAUUGAAAGCCCCAACUUCACAAAUCUCUCUUUCCCUCUCUCAAAUGCCAUUAAUUAAACAUUUCAUUGUCAUCCCCGCCAUAAAUUUUCAAAUGGGUUCCAAGAAGAAGGAGGAAAGGUUCCAGCUUUGAGCUGAAUUUCGGUUUUUGGUUUUUUUCCCCCUCUGGCUUUGUUGGAGAAAGAGAAAUGGGGAAUGUGACGUCGAACGUGGCGGCGAAAUUCGCCUUCUUCCCGCCGGACCCGCCGACGUAUGACGUGCUGGAGGACGAAGAAGGGAGGCUGGUGGUGCCAGGUGUCACGGCGGACAAGAACAUGGAUGUCCAUACGUUGGAUAGCAAAGCUGGGAACAAGGUUGUGGCCAUGUUCUGGAAGCACCCUUUUGCCAGAUUCACCCCUUCUCUAUUCCCAUGGCAACGCCGCCGACCUCGGCCAAAUGCAUGAGCUCUUCAUUGAGCUCAGGGCUCAUCUCCGAGUCAACAUCAUGUGGUUAGAAACUCCGGCUUUUGUUUUAAUGCUCUGUUUUCAUUUGUGCAAAUUCACCGUACUUUGAACUUUAAAUCAACCAUUAAUGUUGAU